Molecule: messenger RNA, 4924 nt
Organism: Silurus meridionalis
Lineage: Eukaryota; Metazoa; Chordata; Actinopteri; Siluriformes; Siluridae
Gene: tmppe
Product: transmembrane protein with metallophosphoesterase domain
Exons: 8
Coding region: 1756-3069 (437 amino acids)
Molecular function (GO): hydrolase activity
Source: RefSeq, a predicted model, not a curated record
GUUAGCGGUGCUCUCCCGGGAUUACUUAUAAAAAAGUUUUACACAUUUGAAUUUCACUCAUCUGUGGCUCUACCAGCAAUUCCGCCUUGGUUGUUUCAUAACCCUGUGAUAGAUCUACGAGUUGCGAAGUUAUUGAGUAAUCUGGGGAAGAAUGUCUCAAUUGAACUAAUAGUUCAGCAGUACAUCAUUCGAGAAUAUGAUGAUGCGCUGCAGGUAUUUACGGACGGCUCUAAAGACCCAGAAUCUGAAAGGGCUGCAGCAGCAGUAUAUAUCCCUGCUUUUGAGAAAAAGAUCGCAAAAAGACUUUCAGAUCAGGUGUCUGUUUUUGCUACAGAACUUUUAGCAAUCAUACUAGCCCUACAGUGGAUAGAAGAAGUGGAACCGGAAAGAACGGUGAUCUGCAGUGACUCGAUGGCAGCCCUCACUAGUUUAAGAAGUGGUAAAUCCGAAUCUAGGCAAGACUUAAUAUUAGAGAUUUUACAAAGUCUGUUUAGAAUUAGGCAGCUAAGGGUGGAGGUAAAUUUUCUGUGGGUACCUGCUCAUGUUGGUGUGGGUGGUAAUGAAAUGGUGGACAUGCUAGCGAAGAACGCACUGAAUCAUUCCCUGAUAGACAUCAAUGUAGCGUUGAGCAGAGCUGAAUUCAAGGCAGUGAUCUCAUCUAAAGUGGGUAAAAGAUGGCAGGAAGUAUGGAACAGUGGGACUAAUGGAAGACAUCUUUUCCUGAUCCAGGAGACUGUUGGGAAAGAGAGGAAACGAUUGGGAAAUAGGAGGAAGGAUGUUAUCGUCACACGGCUAAGAAUUGGACACGCUGCAUUAAACAGUGAUCUCUUUAGAAUAGUGUUCGCUCCACACUCCAGAUCAGUAGGUGGCGGUAAUGCACCUUUCGUUGGUCUGCCAAACCGCCAUAAAACACCACGAGAAGAAGAAGAAGAAUUUCACUCAUAACAUGUUCAAAUGUUAUUGUUAAGUGUUAUUAAUGUAAUAUGUAAAGUGAUUGUGGAUGGAUGGGGAGGAUUAAACGACUUAUUUGAGAAAUAUAGCGAGCCGGAUAAGCAUGUGCUUUGGCCAGGUUUAGUAAUGCUAGUGAGCUAAUGGCUGCAAUUUGAUUUGUGCAGGUGGUAAAGCUGACCAAGCAGCUACGUUUAUUUUGUUUCUUUCUGUAUCCCAUCCAGUAUUGUUGAGUGUUGGUGACAAUAAACUCUCCAGUACUGCUGCAACAAAGUUGUAAAGACUCGUCAUUCCACAACACAACGCAGAGAACACAAGCACCGGUCAGAAUCGAACGUGACCGGUUACAUAUACACGCGCUUCUACACUCAGACCGGUAGGUGGCGGAAAAGUGUGUCGCCCUUAGGUCAAAGAAGAAGAAACACAAGCCGACAACAAGGGAUAAAAAGCAGCAGAAGAAGUAUAGCAUUUAUUGAAACUGUGUUAUUUUUAGCGAUUUCUAUUUCGUCAUGAUUCAGUGGUAAUUGAUUGAAUAAUUUAUCUUUUAUUGCUUUUGUGUCACGAUCCGUAAUGAGAGAUAGCCCAAAUACAGUGGUGGAGUUUAAAGAAUCUGUAGGGAUUUUUUUCCGGAAGUGCAGUUAAUGUUUUUUUUUUUUUUUUUAAGAGGACCUUAUAAAAUGUGUAAUUGCAUGGAAAAUUGUUGUUUAUACUUCAUCUCUCUAAGCGGUUGAUUCAGCGAAGUCCUUAGCGCACAUACUGAAGCUUACAAUUGCGUGAUUGGUCAGGAACCUGCCAGACCCUCCGAAGAUGUUCGGCUUCUCUCGGCUCUCAGCUGAAGGGAAAGUGGGCGUGGCCACGGGGGUGGUAUUUUUCUCCAUACUCAUAUCCCGGACCGUGCUGUCGGAGCGCGUGGACGUGGGAACGCGCGCGAGCUUGUUCCGCGUGCAGUUCGUUCUGUUCGUGAACUCCCUGCUGCUGCUCGGCUCGCUCUACAUCUGGAAGCGCGUGGUGACCCGGCUGUGCGGCGCGAGACACCUGGAGCCCGCGAGCACCUGGACGCACAGAUGUUGGCGCGCGGCAGUGCUGCUGUUCCUCGCGCUCGCCCACUGCAGCUACCUGAGCAUGUUUUACCUGGUGGACACGGAACCGCAUUGGUUGUCAAUGCUGAGCUUCAGCUGCCUCGGUAUGUACGUCAUCCUGCUGUUCUUGCUCGUGCUGUUCGGAUGCGCCAGCCGCGUGCUCCAGAUGUUCUCCAAGGGUUCCGCGGUGACGGUGAGCGACUCAUCCAGGCAAACGGUUCUCGCGUUAAUGAUGACCGCACUGCUGGCCAUGUACGGGCUGUUCAACGCCGCACAGCCACCGCGGGUGGUGGAGGUGGAGGUUCCUCUGGAGAAACUUCCGACUUCCAUGGACGGCCUCAAGCUGGUUCUGCUCUCAGAUAUCCACUUAGGACCAACAGUUGGGCGGUCACAGCUACAUCGCAUUGUCACCAUGGUCAACCAGCUCGAACCAGAUGUGGUGGUGAUCGUAGGUGAUUUGACUGACUCUCAGGUGACCCGUUUAAGGACCGCUGCAGAACCACUGGGUCUCCUCAAACCUCGGCUUGGCUCAUACUUCGCAACAGGGAACCAUGAGUACUACACUGCUGAUGUGGACAGCUGGUUUGAGUUCCUGCGCUCAAAGGGGAUAGAACCUCUUCACAACAGCAAUGCUCGAGUGUCUAGACCAGGACAAACACAGGACUGGAUCUGUCUCGCUGGCAUUGAUGACCUGGAAGCAAGCAUUCUGCGGUAUCCUGGUCAUGGGAUGGAUGUUCAGAAAGCUCUGAGCGAUUGCAGUGAAAAAUAUCCGAUUGUUCUCUUGGCUCAUCAACCUCACGCUGCUAAACAAGCGCUCCAGCAAAGACCAGACAUCAACUUAGUGUUGUCAGGUCACACUCAUGCUGGUCAGUUUUUUCCUCUCACUAUCCUGGCGUUCCUGGUGAAUCCCUACUUCUGUGGACUUUACAGCAUCUCGGAGCACACAAGCAUUUACGUUACUCCAGGGACUGUUUAUUACGGCAUUCCCAUGAGAAUCGGCAGCCAUGCAGAGAUCACACAGAUCACACUAAAGUCUGCCUGAGUGUAUGAAUGUGUACUCGCACACGUCUGAUUGUAUGCUAGAGGAUACCACUAACUAACAGCAAUUUGUCACGGUUUUUAUGCAUCACAAACCAUAUAUCUCCACAUCACAUUUUUUAAUUAAUUCCUAAAUUCACACUAGCAAGUGAGACAGCUAAAGGUGAUCGUUUAUUUUCCAUGAAAUGCCAUAAAAGAAACAUGGUUUCACCCUAUAUUGCAUAUAAGCUCUCAUUAAAUGUGUAUAAAGACACUGCGAAGAAAAAUGUAAGUUCGGAAGAAAGUUUGCUGGUGUCUUUGUUGAGGGGACAUCGAGUACAGUUCACUUGCUUUGAUAAUCCAUUCUGAGAACAAACCUAGCUUGAAGUUCAAUUUCUUUUUUUAAGUGCAUAAAUUGUACAGCGGAUGUAUUAUUUGCUCUUAGAACAAAAUACAUAUUUAUAUGUGAGUGUUAAAAGACAGGCAAUGCUCACAAUCCAAAACAGGAGAACCACACUAAGAGUCAAUUGAUAACGUAAAUAUACGUGAACAAGGAAGCUCAUUGGUAGAGCAGGUAGUGUUACUGCCUCCGAUCCUGAGUUUUAAUUUCCACUGAUGUUCUUGCUGCGUUUUUUACUUCCAAAAAAAUGCCAUAUGCCUUAAUGCUUAAAUUAACUGCAGGUGUAAAUGCGUGUACUUGUGGUGAACUCACAGCCCACCUGUGAUGAUUUUCCACCUCACACCCAGAUGAAGUGGAUUAAUAUUCUUCCUGGUCCUGUUAGUUCUUUUUAUCAUUAGUUGAACAUCCGAUUUGGGACUGUUUGCCUUUUAUCCAGGCUUGGGAUCGGUGCAGAGAUCACUGCACAGGCUUAUGCGACCCCAGUGGAUUGUUUGGGUUUUAGUUUUUUCCUAAGAAUUUAAUUCAUACAAUAUAUGGUGAGAGUUAAGGACCCAUAGCUGCUAACCCACCAGAGAAAUACGGCUGAGUUACUGAAAUCUACUGAAAAUAAGUGAAUGGGUAGAAUAGAUUUAGGAUACACAUUUUCCUAAAUGUAUCCCUUUGUUUGUAUGUAACAUUCCAGUUGUGCUAGAAUGCGCCUUGAUCUUUUUUGGGUUGACAUUUGUGCAUUACACAAUUGUUUUCCCAAAUCAGAUACCGACUCUAAAGCACACAAAUGAUGUUAAACGCACAGGACUAAUUUAACUUGACUCAGGCUUUUUAGUAUAUAGGAUUAUUUAAUUGUCAUUGUUUUGAUUAUUGCUGACUAAUUAAAUUAUAUUCAUAUGAAGGAACCAUGAACAAACAGCAAGCAUCAGAGAAUAGAAACCUUCGAAUGUGUCUCAGUAACAGUAGUUUGGUGAUGCUGUAGAAGCUCUUGAAUAAAAUCUGGACAAAAUUCUUAAACAGCGUGUAUGAUUGUGCUAGUUCUGUUAGAUUAUACGAUGGCGAACCUCGAGAGCUGCAAUUAAGGAGAAUUAUUGUUCUUUAGAACGCUUACUGUGAUUUUUGCCAGUUUUGUUUACAUUUCUUUGUCAUGUUAGGAUGUAGGAUUUUUGUUGUCCAUUUCUGUUCACAGGAGCACGUUAUGACUUUAAAAUGGCUGAUGGAACCAAAUCAUUUUUAUAGUUUUGGUUUAUAAUUUGCACUCAAAGUUCAAGUUGGUUAAAAGCUCAGUGGCUUAUAAAUAUGUAUGCAAAUAGGUAUAACUUUACCGCAUGUUAGCCAGCUGGCUAAAAUCUUUAUUAAAUGUUAUUGAUAUUUUUUAAUUUGUUAUACUUUAAGGAAGUUUGGCAAGAAGCUAUUGAUUGCAUUUUUGUAAAUAGCGUUUUGUUUUUCUAUGCUUUUUUUUGAAUAUAAAAUUAAAACCUUAUUACCUGUG